Henningerozyma blattae CBS 6284 is the source of this 906-nucleotide messenger RNA. RefSeq names its product phosphoprotein phosphatase PP4 catalytic subunit PPH3 (gene PPH3). Gene Ontology annotation, molecular function: protein serine/threonine phosphatase activity. The coding region runs from base 1 to 906 and encodes 301 amino acids. Gene Ontology annotation, cellular component: cytoplasm; nucleus. Gene Ontology annotation, biological process: double-strand break repair via homologous recombination; peptidyl-serine dephosphorylation. Lineage: Eukaryota; Fungi; Ascomycota; Saccharomycetes; Saccharomycetales; Saccharomycetaceae. The transcript has a single exon. The record is from RefSeq and is a predicted model, not a curated record.
AUGCUGGAUAGAGUGUUUCAACAGAUCAAAGCCGGAGCACACAUAGAAGAAGAAGCAGUUUACGAAGUAUGUCUACGGGCCCAAGAAUUGCUAGUGACUGAAGCAAAUAUUGGGGUGGUCGAUACGCCAGUGAUCAUCUGCGGGGACCUCCACGGCCAAUUGCACGAUCUUUGGACGUUGUUUGAGAACAACGGUGAUGUGAGUGACAACCGGUACUUGUUCUUGGGCGAUUUCGUGGACCGAGGGUUUUAUUCGUUGGAAAGUUUUCUGUUGCUGUUGUUGUGCAAGUUGCGGUAUCCGGAUCGAGUAACGCUAUUGCGCGGUAACCAUGAAAGCCGCCAAAUCACUCGAGUGUAUGGGUUUUACGAUGAGGUGUUACGCAAGUAUGGGAACAGCAGCGUAUGGAGGGCCUGUUGUGAAGUGUUUGAUUAUUUGGCACUGGGCGCUGUGGUGGACGGGAGGAUAUUUUGUGUGCAUGGAGGGUUAUCGCCGGAGAUUUGUGAACUGGAUCGAGCUCGUGCCAUCGAUCGUAAGCAAGAGGUGCCCCACGAGGGUGCGAUGUGUGAUUUAUUGUGGAGUGAUCCAGAACAGGUCCGUGGAUGGGCUGUGUCACCAAGAGGAGCCGGGUAUCUGUUUGGUCGGUCACAAGUGAGUGCAUUUUUGCAUACGAAUGGAUUGGACCAAGUAGCAAGAGCCCAUCAGUUGGUGAUGGAAGGGUAUCGAGAGAUGUUUGGUGGGCGGCUAGUGACGGUGUGGUCUGCACCAAACUACUGUUACCGCUGUGGCAAUGUUGCUGCGGUGAUGCGAGUGCCAGAAGCAGGUGAGGCAGAGUAUCGAGUGUUUGAGAGUGCAGGUGGACCAGCAGGAGGGUUGCCAGUGAGAGGAGGACGGGACUACUUUUUGUGA